This is a messenger RNA of Mycena citricolor, 934 nucleotides long. Lineage: Eukaryota; Fungi; Basidiomycota; Agaricomycetes; Agaricales; Mycenaceae. The record is from the annotation of a GenBank genome assembly.
UAAUGAGGGACGUGUGGUGCUUCUCACCGUUAACUUGCACCAAUGCCCAUCCGAUCGAUCUUCGUCACCGGCGCCAACCAAGGCCUGGGAUACCACACUGUCCACAACCUUGCCAAAACGCCCAAUGUUCUCGUCUUCCUCGGCGCACGCGACCUCUCCAAGGCUGAGGAAGCACUCGCCAAGUUCGCAUCCGACGUGCAUCCCUCUUCUACCGUCGUCCCAACCCUCAUCGACCUGACGGACGAGAAAACGAUCAAGACUGCCGCGGAGUCCACAGCGAAGAUCUUGAAGGAGAAGGGCGCUGCUGGACUGGACGCGCUCGUGAAUAAUGCCGCCAUCGGCCAAGGCCCCGACGCGCUCGUCUACGCUACGAAUGUGGCAGGCACAGUCGCCGUCAAGAAUGCGUUCUACCCCCUCCUCACCACGACCGGCGGUGCGGCCAUCGUGAACGUCUCGUCGACCCUGGGAUCGCUCAAGUGGCACACCGAACGGCCGGCCCCGCCCGUCUAUGGGGCAUACAGCGCCAGCAAGUCUGCGCUUAACAGUUUCACGCUCCAGUGGACCAUCGAGGAGGAGCAGCGGAAGUCCGGGAUCAGAGUCGUGUCGAUUUGCCCAGGCUACAACGCAACCAAUAUGAACGGAUAUGGGGGGACCAAGGAUCCCGCAGAUGGUUCGAUGGUCAUCGUCAAGGAGGCUCUGGCAACAGAGGGAGAAAGUGGUCGUUUCUUCAAUGAAGAGGGGCCGAUUGGGUGGUAAACCGUAGUACAAAUUCAAAUCUGUAUCAUUCAACAAUCCCUCGAUCGCUCGCCGGUACCGGCAACAAGCUGGCGGCAUAUAUCCUUGCCUCGGAACACGUGACCGCGUAUUCGACCGAAACAGCUGCCUCAAAUACACUUCGUUCUCCGCAAGUCGAGUUGAAACAUGUCAAAUGAGC